Molecule: messenger RNA, 4617 nt
Organism: Centropristis striata (black sea bass)
Lineage: Eukaryota; Metazoa; Chordata; Actinopteri; Perciformes; Serranidae
Gene: atp7b
Product: ATPase copper transporting beta
Exons: 21
Coding region: 156-4136 (1326 amino acids)
Biological process (GO): copper ion homeostasis; monoatomic cation transport
Cellular component (GO): membrane
Molecular function (GO): ATP binding; P-type divalent copper transporter activity; ATP hydrolysis activity
Source: RefSeq, a predicted model, not a curated record
CCAACUCCAAAGCUGAACACCAAAACAAUGACGUUUCUCCGGAGUGCGCAGCCUUAUCUGCAGGAACAGCACGGAGCGCUCUCCCACUGCGGACUUUUGCCCUCCGACUUUGAUAGGUGAAGAUAAGCCGAAAGCCAUUAGAGUUCAGCUCAGACAUGUUUUCUCCAAAGUCGCCUAAAAACCUCUCCAAGUAUGUCUUCAAGUCGUCGCCCGGUGCGGAGGAGCACAUUUCUAUGGUUGAAUGUGGCUGCAAGCCGGACUGCACCUGUAGCGUCCACGCGGAUCCCAGCAGCGCGAGACACUGCGCGCGCGAGUUUAAGGAGAAUGGCCCUGACACGGAGCAGCACGGCCUGGACAACCUGGCCUACGUCUACGGGAGUCAGAGUGAGCUCUGCCCUCCACCCAAAGCUGCUUCCGGAGCCACUUUUAGACUCCUGGGACUCACCUCGGAGCACAAGACCAAAGCCAUCGAGAGCCGGAUCUGCAACCUGAAUGGAGUUCUUGCUGCCAGCUUGUCUUUAACCAGCAGCUUGGCCAAAGUGGACUAUGAUACCUCAGUUAUCUCAACCAAAGAGAUCGCCCUGGAGCUGCAGACUGCGGGCUUCAGCGUGGAGUCGGCGGUGCAGAUCAGGGUGGAGGGGAUGCACUGCCAGUCCUGUGUGCAGUCCAUAGAGGGACGGAUUGGUUCCCUACCUGGGGUUUCAUAUAUCCAGGUUUCCUUUCAGGACUCUGCAGCGCUGAUUGUAUAUCAACCUCUUCUAGUUACACAUCAGGAGCUUAGAGACAACAUCGAGGAGAUGGGUUUUGGUGCCACUUUAUACAGCGACGAUCCACCUGGAUGUGAUAUAAGCUACUGGCAGAGGGAACUGGUCUACUCCACUGUCACCAUUUGGAUUGUAGGGAUGACUUGCAACUCCUGCGUGCAGGCGAUAGAAGGGAGGAUCUCCCAGAUGACGGGAGUGCUCUCCAUAGCGGUGUCUCUAAAGGAGGAAAAGGGAACGGUGACCUUUGACCCCAGGUUGACGGAGCCGGAGCAGCUCAGGGCAGCUGUAGAAGACAUGGGCUUUGAUGCAUCACUUGAAGAACCUGCGUCUGCAAAGAGCAAAGGGGGUCAUGAAAAGUCCAGGCCUGUUAGCUCUGUACUUCCUGCCCUUUCUGACCCGUCCAAUAAGUCGGGAGUCAGCAAUGGCACCGGAUCACAGGCGACCUCCGGAGGCCAGAUGAAAGUGCAAAAAUGCUUCAUUUGCGUAAUGGGAAUGACCUGUGCCUCCUGUGUGGCCAACAUUGAGAGGAACCUGCUCAAACACAAGGGAAUUAUCACUGUGCUGGUGUCACUCAUGGCUGGGAAGGCCGAGGUUAAAUACGAUUCAGAAGUCAUGAACGCUGCUGAUGUCACUAAACUCAUAGAAGACUUAGGCUUCGGUGCAAAGCUGAUGGAGGACAAUGCAGUAACACAUGGGAAACUGGACCUCACUGUAACAGGCAUGACAUGUGCAUCAUGUGUGCACAACAUUGAGUCCAAGCUCACCUCGACCAAAGGGAUCCUCGGGGCCUCCGUCGCCCUAGCAACCCAAAAAGCCCAGAUCCAGUUUGACCCAGAAGUCCUCGGAGCUCGAGAUAUUAUCAAGAUCAUUCAGAGUCUGGGCUUCGAGGCCAGUCUGGUGAAGGCAGGCAUCAAAAACAACCUCGAUCACACAGAAGAGAUUCGACAGUGGAAGAACUCCUUCCUGCUCAGCAUGGUGUUCGGCCUGCCCGUCAUGGGCCUCAUGAUCUACAUGAUGGUGAUGGACAGUCAGCACCAGGAGCACGGUGGUUCUAUGCCUGAGGAGCAGAACCUGCUGCCCGGCCUCUCCCUCCUCAACCUGGCCUUCUUCCUGCUCUGUACGCCGGUGCAGAUUUUCGGGGGCCGAUACUUCUACAUCCAGGCUUAUCGCUCGUUAAAACACCGCACGGCCAACAUGGACGUGCUCAUUGUGUUGGCCACCUCCAUCGCCUACAUCUACUCCUGCGUGGUCCUGGUCGUAGCCAUGGCGGAGCGGGCCAGCCAGAGCCCCGUCACCUUUUUCGACACUCCACCCAUGCUGUUUGUGUUCAUCGCGCUGGGUCGAUGGCUGGAGCAUGUCGCUAAAAGUAAAACCUCAGAAGCUUUGGCCAAAUUAAUGUCACUUCAAGCUACUGAUGCCACUGUGGUCACUUUGGGACGGGACCACUCCAUCAUCAAGGAGGAGCAGGUGGUGGUGGAGCUGGUCCAGCGGGGCGACAUUGUGAAAGUGGCCCCGGGAGGAAAGUUCCCCGUUGAUGGGAGAGUGAUUGAGGGAAGCUCCAUGGCUGAUGAGUCUUUAAUCACAGGGGAGCCGAUGCCCGUCAGUAAGAAGGUGGGCAGUUUGGUGAUCGCCGGCUCCAUCAACGCUCACGGAGCUCUCCUGGUGGAGGCCACCCACGUGGGUGCAGACACGACUCUGUCUCAGAUCGUUAAACUGGUGGAAGAAGCCCAAACCUCAAAGGCUCCCAUCCAGCAGUUUGCAGACAGACUCAGCGGAUACUUUGUUCCCUUCAUCGUCCUGGUGUCUCUGCUGACGCUGGUCGCCUGGCUGGCUGUCGGCUUUGUCGACUUUGACAUCGUGAAGGACAACUUCCCCGGUUACAACCAGAACAUCUCCAACGCCGAAGUCAUCGUCCGCUUCGCCUUCCAGGCGUCCAUCACGGUCCUGUCCAUCGCCUGCCCCUGCUCUCUGGGGCUGGCGACCCCGACAGCUGUCAUGGUGGGCACGGGGGUCGGAGCCCAGAACGGGAUUCUUAUUAAAGGAGGCGAGCCGCUGGAGAUGGCCCACAAGAUCAGCGUGGUGAUGUUUGAUAAGACCGGGACCAUCACUAACGGCGUGCCGCGGGUGACCCGGGUGCUGGUGUUGUGGGAAAUGGCCCGCAUGCCCCUGAGGAAGAUCCUGGCGGUGGUUGGAACGGCCGAGGCCAGCAGCGAGCACCCGCUGGGGAUGGCGGUCACCAAACACUGCAAAGAGGAGCUGGGCUGUGACUUGCUGGGUUACUGUCAGGACUUCCAGGCAGUACCUGGUUGUGGAAUCAGCUGUCGGGUUUCCAACGUGGAUCAUCUGCUGCAGCAGCACAACGACCAGCGUUUCCUGCUGCCGGGGGCAACCACCGACGAAAGCAGCCUGCUGUCUGCUGCCGAGGACUCACCUACAGGUGAGUCUUCGUCAUACUCUGUCCUGAUUGGGAACAGAGAGUGGAUGAGGAGGAACGGCCACCACAUCGGAGCUGACGUUGACGCCGCCAUGUCCAGCCAUGAGACCAAAGGGCAGACUGCUAUCCUGGUAGCUAUAGAUGGUGUGCUGUGUGCCAUGUUGGCUAUUGCAGACACGGUAAAGCCCGAGUCGGCGUUAGCAGUGCACACACUGACCAGCAUGGGCAUCGAGGUGAUUAUGAUAACAGGAGAUAACAGACGCACAGCUAAAGCAAUCGCUGCACAGGUGGGGAUCAGGAAGGUGUUUGCUGAGGUGCUGCCUUCACAUAAGGUGGCAAAAGUGCAAGAGCUGCAGGAACGAGGCCGGCGAGUCGCCAUGGUGGGGGACGGCGUCAACGACUCGCCCGCCCUCGCCCGCGCCGACGUCGGCAUCGCCAUCGGCACGGGCACCGAUGUGGCUAUAGAGGCCGCCGACAUCGUCCUCAUUCGGAAUGACCUGCUGGAUGUGGUGGCCAGUGUGGAGCUGUCCAAGAAGACGGUGCGCAGGAUAAGGACCAACUUUGUCUUCGCCCUCAUCUACAACCUUCUAGGAAUUCCCAUCGCUGCAGGUGUGUUCAUGCCUGUGGGCCUGGUGCUGCAGCCCUGGAUGGGCUCUGCUGCCAUGGCUGCCUCGUCCGUCUCAGUGGUUCUGUCGUCUUUAAUGCUGAAAAUGUACAAGAAAACUUCGACGGAGCUGUAUGAGGUGCGAGCACUGGGCCAGAUGAGGAGCGUCCGGUCGUCUCAGAUCAGCACACAUCUGGGUCUGGAGGGCCAGCGGCGCAGCCCCGCCCCCCCCGCCAGAACUCGGGAGCAGCUGAGCCAAAGCGGCGCCGUCUCACCCGGCCAGGGAGCGUCCAUUAACUCUGUCCAGGGCCAGCAGGACCGCAGCGUGUUGUAAAGAGAAAAGGGAAGAAGAAAGACUGAGACAUCACACAGUUUGUUGUUCUCCUGUUUACAAAUGUGAACUAUUUCUAUGUAUUUAUGUAAAUAAAUGAGGCUAAUUGUGCAUAUUAACUCAAAAAGUGCUCUUAUUUUAGCUCAUGAACCCCAAAGCAAUUUUAUUGGUGCACCAAUCUAUAACUUCCCCUAAAAGUCAAGCUGCUAAUAGAGGUGCAUCUCAAUAAAUUAGAAUAUCGUAGAAAAGUUUAUUUAUGUUGGUAAUUCAAUUCAAAAAGUGGAAAUAACACACAGUCAAACUGAACUGAACUGAUAUUAAACAUGUAUGGAUUACAACAAUUGCAAUAUUUUCUCAAACUUUCCUCAACUUUAAGCUUCAGUGCUCUGAAUUUUUUUUAAUAAAACAUAUAAAAAGCUGAAUUUAGCAGCGUUAUUUCGACAACUUCCCGACACGAUAUCCUGACGCACAUGGUGCCUAUAGA